UUGCAAGUUGCGACUCUUGGGCGGGCGCCUCCACCGACUGCUCCGGCUUCUCGCAGCUUCUCUCUUUCACUUGCUCCGAUUUGGAUUUUGAUUGAAUUUGAUUGUGUGGUAAAUGUUGGAUUCAAUUCGGCUCGACUCACGUCCAAGUUUAUAAGGUAAUCCGCCCGGCUCAACCCACCCGAUCCGCAAAGUCACGAAGCGGUGCGUUUCGAUGCUGAAGCUUUUCCUUUUUUAUUUCUGAGAAAUUGGAAACAAAUUGAGAUCCUCUCCACUUUGAAACUAGUAUAUAGAUUUACGAAUUUGCACAGAUCCGCCAUUCAUCGUCUCUCAUAAACGUCGCCGUUUCGCCAAGGGAAUUUAGAGGCUAAUACUUUCAUGGAAGGAGUGGCAAGUGAUGCAGGCUCAGCAGUGGCGCCUCUUGCCAAGUGGAGGGAUGAGUUUGCUAGGACGUUUCAGUACUAUUUGGACCGUUCGACUCCUAAUCCGGUCCAUAGGUGGCUGGGAACACUUGCUGUGGCUGCGAUUUAUGUGUUGCGAGUUUACUUGGUUCAGGGGUUUUACAUUGUGUCAUACGGCCUGGGAAUUUAUAUCUUGAAUCUGUUGAUUGGGUUUCUCUCGCCAAAGGUUGAUCCGGAGCUUGAGGCCUUGGAUGGGGCUGCAUUGCCAACGAGAGGCUCAGAUGAGUUUAAACCAUUCAUCCGCCGCCUUCCUGAGUUCAAGUUCUGGUAUUCCAUUACAAAGGCUUUCUGUGUCGCCUUUCUGAUGACCUUCUUUUCUGUAUUUGAUGUCCCUGUUUUCUGGCCCAUACUCCUCUGUUAUUGGAUUGUUCUUUUUGUCCUUACAAUGAAGCGCCAAAUCAUGCACAUGAUCAAGUACAAGUAUGUUCCAUUCAGCAUUGGAAAGCAGAGGUAUGUAGGGAAGCCUGCUGCAAGUAGUAGUGGCUCCGUGGACUGAAAGUUAGGAAAACAGAACGGGAAGAAGUGUGUGCAGUGUUCAAAUGUUUAUAGUUAUUCUAAACACCUUCCUUGUCAACUCUUGCAAAGUUAUAGAUAUGUCGAUUUUGCAUGCUAUUAGGAUACAACUGCUAAAACUUGCAUAACUUGAGAUCCUCGCCUCUUUUUAAUCUGAUUUUUCUUGAUAUUGUCCUGUAAUUACCGUUCUCUUUCUGCGUUACUUCUGAAUGUUGAGGACAUCUUACUGCCUAUUUGCGCA
Rosa chinensis is the source of this 1212-nucleotide messenger RNA. Its product is annotated as protein RER1B. The record is from RefSeq and is a predicted model, not a curated record. Bases 376 to 954 code for a protein of 192 amino acids. NCBI's taxonomy places the organism in Eukaryota, Viridiplantae, Streptophyta, Magnoliopsida, Rosales, Rosaceae. Gene Ontology annotation, biological process: protein retention in ER lumen; retrograde vesicle-mediated transport, Golgi to endoplasmic reticulum. Gene Ontology annotation, cellular component: Golgi membrane. The transcript has 5 exons.